Scedosporium apiospermum is the source of this 1440-nucleotide messenger RNA. RefSeq lists its product as uncharacterized. The record is from RefSeq and is a predicted model, not a curated record. The coding region runs from base 1 to 1440 and encodes 479 amino acids. The transcript has 2 exons. Lineage: Eukaryota; Fungi; Ascomycota; Sordariomycetes; Microascales; Microascaceae.
AUGACCGCACCCGCAAAGAAGGAAGAACCGACUCAGAUUGGCGGAGCGGACCUCAAACGCUUCGUGGUGCAUUCAGCAUUGCUAAGCUUGAUCGACCCUGUUCGAGGGGAACCGACGAGAACCUCACUCGACGAGAACCCCGACGGCGAUAUUUUGGGCGGGCAGCAGCUCAAGCAAAAAUUCCUCGACUCAUUCGCUCUCAUCUGUUCAACGUCAAGAUCGGGCGCGGAAACAGCCUCGGCUGUCUGCUUAGAACAACAUGCCCCAGCUGGAGCCAUCCUGCGCGUGGCCCGCAACCGCGGCUUGACGCCGGAGGACCUGACUGGCCUUGAAGGAGUGUUGCAAAUACUUCGAGUAGUUGCUAGAAAGGCGGGCGAUAUAGAAAAGUCGUCGACGCAAGCCGAGUGCGAGAUUCUCCGCCUGGUUGUCGAAUUAGACAGAGAUCGGAUCUUGUCAAUUGCCGAGUGGGUUGAGAAGCGCAGGAUUCAAGACGUUCUACGAGUGGCGCACUCUAGACUUCUCGCCGGUCAGGUGAAGCCAGAGACAUGGGCAAAACCCGAGUUCAGACUUUGGCUGGAGAGUUGCCCUUUCACGGCCGCAUCUCUCAAGACCUGGAGUCCCGCGACUUUGGCCAAGCUUAUCGACUGGGCGUCGCAAGCCAGGUGGCGCUAUUCUGAGCAGUUGCAAAGUUUGCUUGGACUUGAUCGUACUCAAAAGCCGCCCUGGCUGGACAGACUGCACAAGAUCGCUCGCUAUCACUCCGCGAUCAAGUACAUGGUGAGGCUUGCUGCGAAGCAGCCCGAGGUCUUCGCGUGUAUUCACAUCCGAGAGGUCGAGGCUCCCAGUUCGCGUUCCUUCUCUCUCCUGAACGAGAAAGCUCCCGUUCUAGCAGCUGUCAAGAACCUUGUCAAGGAAGAUUCAGGGACGACAAUGCAGCAGUUGGAAAAGCACUUGAGCACGCAGGAUGUUGAAGCGAAGCUGCGUAAGGCAUGCCGCUUGGAAUUGACGCUCCACGCCGAAAUGCAAAUCAUUGUGUUUUACGAAGGUAAUCCUAGCUUGGUUCCCCGGAUGCCGUUCAUCGGGACGAGCAAGAAGGCCUGCUUUCUCUGCCACGAGUAUCUGCUCCGGCAUCCACUCGGACUCCAGGUUUCGGCUUGUCACCAGAAAAUUUACCCGUCAUGGAUGCCACCACCGUACUACCCAAUUUCCGGACGAUUCAAAAGCACCCCAUUUGUGAAACUCAGCAAACACAUUGAGCAGUUGACAAAGCGGGAGCUCAAGACCGCGCUUACUGCUCCCCGGCGGCCGAAGAAUCUAGAUUCAACUGCCGGCCCCUCCUUGACAAUAACGGCAACCACAUCGAUAGGACUGGGAUCACGACAGGCGGCGAAAGUACAAUUUACCCCCGAAGACGACAGCCUGUCAAGGGAUUUGGAGUGA